ACCGACAAAUCUAUUAGACAAUAUUUUUUUACUGGAUUAAAUUUUUCUUCAAUGGCUUAUUCGACAGACAGGUGUUAGUUGAGUAAAUAAAAGAAAGAAUUUGAAAAGAAAGAUAAUCUCAAGGUAAAAUAACAUUAUCUCAAAAGAUAAGACACGCCUAGAUUCGGUAUAAAACUGUGAAGGAAAAUACACAUUUGUGGUUAAACUAAUUAUUUGUGUGCAAUGUGAAAUAUAUUAAUCUCUUGAAAUAGAAUGUAAAACAGUGAGUCUUUAUAAUUUAAAUGAAGUAUCUGAGUAUUUGGAAUAGGCUUUCCGACAUUAUAAUAGUUUGAUUCAAAACAGUAGGUAAUGAAAAUAUACAUUUACGUGUUCAGUUUUUAAUGUGAUAACAGUUCUCGUGAAGAAUGAUACCAGCAGAAGGAAUGGAAAUGGGGUCGGUGAAUUCCCUACAGGACCAGCACGAUAUCUACAAUCCGUUACCGAUGCCUCCUUACGAGAAGAAAGCAACGACUAUGAAACGUUUGUCAUACGUUCUUGGAUUUCUUUACUCAUCCUUUUUGAUAAUAUUAGCAGUAAUAGUACUUGUGACGACAGCGCUCAUCAACGAUAAAUGGUCUCCUAUAAUAACCAUCUACGUAACGGUAACCGGUAUGAUAAUAUUGUCUAUAUUGAUCGUGGACGUCAAACUGUUUACCAGGAGUAUACGAAAGCAGGUAGAAGCUUUACGAAUUAAGGAACAGAAACGAGAAUUAGAUUAUCUGAGAGAGGUAAAAACACAUAUUUUUUAAGUAAUAAAGAUUUAAGUUUAUUU
Molecule: messenger RNA, 811 nt
Organism: Cydia pomonella (codling moth)
Lineage: Eukaryota; Metazoa; Arthropoda; Insecta; Lepidoptera; Tortricidae
Exons: 3
Coding region: 405-788 (127 amino acids)
Source: RefSeq, a predicted model, not a curated record